AUGGGUUUAUUAGCACUUGGUACCCCAUUCAAUUGGCCACAAUGUAGUUUGUACUACAACAACUUUUUUAGAUCACCACAUUGCAAUUACCUGGAGUAUGGAAGGUUCAUGCUAGAAUCAAACCCAGGCAAACCUUAUGGUCCAUCACUAGAAGAUUGUCUGAAGGUCAAAUAA
Messenger RNA from Melampsora larici-populina 98AG31, 174 nucleotides. RefSeq lists its product as uncharacterized. The record is from RefSeq and is a predicted model, not a curated record. The coding region runs from base 1 to 174 and encodes 57 amino acids. NCBI's taxonomy places the organism in Eukaryota, Fungi, Basidiomycota, Pucciniomycetes, Pucciniales, Melampsoraceae. The transcript has 3 exons.